CCCUUCCCCAAGCUUCUUUCUCUCUGUGGUAGUUUUGCUUGUAAUUUGUAUUAAUCCCAAGUUCCAACCAUCUCUCCCCCUUCCCAAAAUCAUGCAUUCUCUAUCAUGGAAAACCGUUGCAACUGCUGUUGCUCUGAUCCAACUAUGCUUUUCGAUGGAUGUAGAGGCUUCUCUAUCUCUACCGGACAAAAUCACUAAGCUGCCUGGGCAACCCCAAGUCAGUUUUCAGCAGUUUUCAGGUUAUGUUACUGUGGAUGAUAGGAAACAGAGAGCUCUUUUUUACUACUUUGCAGAAGCAGAAGUAAAUCCAGCCUCAAAGCCUCUUGUUCUCUGGCUAAAUGGAGGGCCUGGUUGUUCUUCUCUUGGAGUUGGAGCAUUCUCCGAAAAUGGGCCUUUCAGACCAAGUGGAGAUACUUUGGUCACAAACGAGUAUAGCUGGAACAGAGAAGCAAAUAUCCUAUACCUGGAAACACCUAUAGGGGUUGGCUUUUCUUAUUCAACUGAUACAUCCUCCUACGAGGCUGUAGAUGAUAUGGUAACAGCCAGAGAUAAUCUUGUGUUCUUGCAACGCUGGUUUGUCAAAUUCCCCCAAUAUAGACAAAGAGAUCUGUUCAUAACAGGGGAAAGCUACGCUGGUCACUAUGUUCCUCAACUUGCAGAGCUCAUGAUCCAGUUCGACAAGAAGGAGAAGUUGUUCAAUCUGAAAGGAAUUGCUCUGGGCAAUCCAGUCCUAGAAUUCGCCACAGAUUUCAAUUCGAGAGCUGAAUUCUUCUGGUCUCACGGGUUGAUAUCAGAUUCCACAUAUAGAAUUUUUACUUCUGCCUGUAACUACUCUCGGUAUGUGAGUGAGUACUAUAGAGGGUCUGUUUCGCCUAUCUGCUCGAGAGUUAUGAGCCAGGUGAGCAGAGAAACAAGUAGAUUUGUGGACAAGUAUGAUGUUACCCUUGAUGUCUGCAUAUCGUCGGUGCUCUCACAAUCAAAAGUUCUUAGUCCCCAUCAAGUUACAGAGAGGAUAGACGUCUGCGUUGAAGAUGAAACAGUCAAUUAUUUAAACAGGCAGGAUGUGCAGAAGGCUCUUCAUGCACGCCUUGUAGGUGUUAACAGAUGGGCUGUUUGCAGCAACAUUCUAGAUUAUGAACUGCUUAACCUGGAGAUACCUACAGUUCCUGUAUUGGGCUCUCUCAUUAAAGCUGGAAUUCCAGUUUUAGUUUACAGUGGCGAUCAAGAUUCGGUUAUCCCGUUGACUGGGAGCCGGACACUGGUCCACGGCCUAGCAAUGAAGUUAGGCCUGAACACAACAGUACCUUACCGAGUUUGGUUUGAGGGGAAACAAGUUGGCGGUUGGACUCAAGUUUAUGGUAACAUUCUUUCAUUUGCAACCAUCAGAGGAGCUUCUCAUGAAGCUCCAUUCUCUCAGCCAGAGAGAUCACUUGUGUUGUUCAAGGCAUUUUUGGAUGGGAGACCUCUACCAGAAGUAUUCUGACCUGCAGAUCAGUUAUAUGUAGGGAGUGAUGAAAGUAAUUUCUGGUAUUCAGUAAAGCUUGUGUGUAAGAAAAAUUGUAAUAGUUUCUGUUGGGUUUGUCCAUGUUGUUGAACUGCAAGGUGGAAGAUUUUGUACAUAGAACUAUAGAUUGAUAUCAAGAAAGAAGUGUUU
Molecule: messenger RNA, 1654 nt
Organism: Telopea speciosissima
Lineage: Eukaryota; Viridiplantae; Streptophyta; Magnoliopsida; Proteales; Proteaceae
Product: serine carboxypeptidase-like 45
Exons: 10
Coding region: 92-1483 (463 amino acids)
Biological process (GO): proteolysis
Cellular component (GO): vacuole
Molecular function (GO): serine-type carboxypeptidase activity
Source: RefSeq, a predicted model, not a curated record